CUAGUAUUGUGUAGGUUAGGUGUUGCAGUAUAGGCACACGUCACCUCUGCCAGCCUUUUCUAUAAUCGGAUUUUGGGGAGCGUGAGCGCGAAGAUCGGAACACUCCUCUGAUAUCCUUCAUUUCCACUGUUUCAACAAAACGACGCCCCGCUAACCGUUUCUCGUGAAUUCCAGUUACAGUGCGUGUGGUGCAUUGUUUCAUGCCAAGUGGAACUAUUCUUGGUAAGAUCCUAUAAGAGUUUCAGGUAAAUGGCUGAAGUUAGUAAGUUGAGGAACAAGUCUCAAGGUCGGAAGUCAUCACCAUGUCUUUUGUCUUGUGCAAGAAAAAAUCUGAAAGAUCUUACUGUAAAGAAGAGCUCUUCUAAAGCAUCGGAGAAGAAAGAUUGGAAAGAUAUAACCUGUUCUGUAUGUAUGGAGGUCCCCCACAAUGCCAUUCUCUUGCUUUGUUCGUCUUAUGACAAGGGUUGUCGCCCUUAUAUGUGUGCAACAAGUCAUCGCUAUUCAAACUGUUUUGAACAAUAUAAAAAAGCAUAUACUAAAGCAACAUCUGUUCAAAGUUUGCAGCUAGAAGCAAAUAAUUCAAAUCUUGAUUUAAGCACAGGUGAAUCUCAAGACAACACUAAAGUUCAUGAGCUUCUUUGCCCCCUUUGUCGCCGACAGGUGAAAGGUUGGACAGUGGUUGAAGCCGCAAGGAAGUCUCUGAAUGCCAAGAAAAGAAGUUGCAUGCAGGAUGACUGCUCUUUUGUGGGGAAUUACAAGGAGCUUAGGAAACAUGUUAAGUCUAAGCAUCCAUCUGCACGACCCCGAGAAGUGGACCCAAUAAGAGAAGAAAAAUGGAAGAGGUUUGAGUGUGAAAGAGAACGAAAUGAUGUUAUUAGCACAAUUUUAUCUUCAACGCCAGGGGCUAUGGUACUGGGGGAUUAUGUGCUGGAGCCAAAUGACCAUGCUUUUUAUAGUGAUGAGUAUGAUUCAGACGGUGAAUAUGUAGAGGAUGAUUUUUCUCAUACCUUUUAUAGUGAUGAGUAUGAUUCAGACGGUGAAUAUCUAGAGGAUAAUUUUUUCUCAGUUAGGUCCAUUGGCUUGGGGAGAACUCGUCACUUUUUGCCGAACAUUAGAUAUAAUCAGGAUCGUGCUGGAGAUUCUUUCGAUGUUGAUCGCUUUGGUUUUCAGAGUGUCGCAUCUGCAGGUUCUGCUGCUGUCUCUGGACGCAGACUCCACAGGAUACUGUUAGGAAGCUCUAGAAGAAGACGGAGGCAUAGGAUAGCAAAUGCAAGAAGGUAAAUUCAAAGACAAACUUGUAGGGAAGGAGCUGCACUUCUGCAAAUAGUAUGCCAGUGAUCUUGGCAUGGCUGGUUUUGUUGCUAUGCCGGAGCAAUUUUAUAAUUUAAUUGGCAGAGUAUGGCUGUUCAUCUCUAUCUAUAGAUUGAUAUGGCACCGUGACAUUCCCUGUUUUUAUAUAUUUUUUAAAAUAGACUGUACAAAAGGCAAUUAUAGAGUGCUCAUUGCCUCUGAAUUCUAGGUGUAGGAGAUCCAGCUCAUUAUGAUUGUUAGGUGCCCUAGGUUGGAUUGGUUUUUAUGCGGUCAGGCUCAGUGGUGAAUUGAACAGAAGGUUAGGGACAAGAUGUCCAAAUAAUUUCAUUUUGAACCGAUGCUUUAUUCUUCGAAUGAUGAUUUGCUUUAUGUA
Vigna umbellata (rice bean) is the source of this 1684-nucleotide messenger RNA. RefSeq lists its product as uncharacterized. Lineage: Eukaryota; Viridiplantae; Streptophyta; Magnoliopsida; Fabales; Fabaceae. The record is from RefSeq and is a predicted model, not a curated record.